Dendroctonus ponderosae (mountain pine beetle) is the source of this 1562-nucleotide messenger RNA. Its product is annotated as phosphoglycolate phosphatase 2. Gene Ontology annotation, cellular component: cytoplasm. The coding region runs from base 553 to 1497 and encodes 314 amino acids. The transcript is spliced from 5 exons. The record is from RefSeq and is a predicted model, not a curated record. Gene Ontology annotation, molecular function: phosphatase activity. Lineage: Eukaryota; Metazoa; Arthropoda; Insecta; Coleoptera; Curculionidae.
UUGCCUGUUCGUUUUCGGGCAUUUUUCUUUUUUCAGUAGAAAACACUUGCAUUUUUGUAUGAAUUGUUGCUUGUUUCCUGUUUUUUCUUUCUCUAAACUGAAGCUAUUUUUUGAACGAAAAAAUUAUUACAUUUUUUAUUUGUACUGUAGGGUUUUAUAUUUUACGAUUUACAUAAAUCGCACAAUUUUGCGCUCACUUAAGCGAUUGAGUUGGGCAACUUUUAGUUACAAAGAGCAACUUUGUCAUUCCUUCUAAUCUUACCGCAUUUGCGGAUAAGAAUCAGAUUCCAUUGUUUACUUUAGCAAUAAUUGAAAGCAUGAGAUAAAAUUUAGCGUAGAACUUGUUAAUUGAUUUUUUUUUAAGUUGCCAGUAUUUGUUCACGAGACAGGUGGAUAUUUAUUAAGUAGUGCGGUUCAAUGCCAGUCAACUCCAACCUUUCACUUGGCUUUAUCACUUUCACAAACCACAUCAGUGUGACCGGAACGGCUGGUUCCUACUUGACAAAAUUAUAGUUGUAUGAGUAGUGGUUGCGCACGUUUGCUCUAAACAAGAUGCCCAAGUUGAACUGGAUAAGUGAUUUGUCUAGUGACGAGCUGCGAGAAUUCCUGAAGUCUGUGGAUACAAUUCUGUUCGACAUCGAUGGAGUUUUAGCGCGAGCGUCAACGAUCCUGCCCGGCACCGUCGAUGCAGUGGGGAAAUUCAGGCAGCUGGGAAAAAAGAUCUGCUUUGUCACGAACAAUGCAAUUGCUCCACCAGAAGUCCUCAAAGCCAAGUUGAUCCCUUUCCAAGCCUCCUUAGAGGAAAUCGUUACUCCCAACAUAACUCUGCUGGCCUAUUUGAAGAAGAUCGACUUCCAGAAGACGAUUUAUAUCAUCGGAAGCCGCUUCACGAAGAAGAUGCUUAGAGAGGCCGGAUACUCUGUCAUAGAGUAUAAGGAUCUGCAAACUACAGAUGUAGAAGAAACUCUAAGCAGCGCCAUGCAAGUAUCCCUUAGAGUAUUAGAUGCCUGCAAAAACGUAGGGAUUGUCUAUGCAGAUUUGGACAUAAAUCUCCAAAAUAUGGCAGUACAUGUAGCGAAAAUUCUUCUAAAACAUAUGGAUGACGUUCAGUUCCUCACUGGAACGUCUGACGAUAGAAUCCCUAUUGGAGAGAACUUUAGCUUAAUAGGCCCCAAGUAUUUCAUCGAUGGGCUCCAAAGAUGGAGCGGCGUCCAAGCCAUCCCGCUAGCCAAACCUGGUCGGGUGCUUAAGGAAGUUAUAGACGCAAAAUUUGGAAUUUCCCAAGAUAAUCGGGUCCUGAUGGUAGGCGAUAAUAUUUCCACUGAUAUCACUUUUGGUAUUGAGUCGGGCUUCCAAACAUUGCUGCUGCUAACAGGAGACACCAAGAAGCAGCAAGCAGUAGAUUGGGCAUUUGAUGAAGAUCUUAAGCCUGACUACGUAGCGCACAGUCUUCAAGAGGUGUAUGAAAAGGUCAAAACCAUUCCCACCGCACUUUAAUCCGCUGUUCUUUUCACGUGCAAACUAUUAACAUAGGAAGUCGAAUAAAAACCAGUCGAAGUCUA